AUGUUGUAAAAUAAUAUCGAUGAGAAUGAGGCAAGUCUAUUAUUCAAAUUUAUUUUGAUUGGAGAUGUUGCUGUUGGUAAGACAUCGUUGCUUAAGUAAUUUGUCGAGAAGAGGUUUUGUGAUGACUAUAAUAUGACUAUUGGAGUUGAAUUCAAUAUCAAAUAUAUCUAAGUGAAUGAUCAUGUCAUUAAAUUGCAGAUGUGGGAUACAUCUGGACAAGAGAAUUUCAAAAGUGUGACACGUUUGUAUUACAGAGCAGCAGCGGGAGCUAUCAUGGUUUUUGACAUUACAAGACGUGAGACAUUUGAAAACAUCCGUAAUUGGCAUCGUGAGGCCCUUGACAAUGGCAAUAGCAGGAUGAAAUUUCUACUCAUUGGCAACAAGACAGACCUUCAGAAUCAAAGAGAAGUAGAAUCUUAUGAAGCAGUUCAAUAUGCCAAAGAAAAUGAGUGUCUAUAUACUGAAUGUUCUGCUUUGUAAGGAUCUAAUGUAGAAAAUGCAUUCAUGGAAUUGGCACAUCAAAUCUAUUAGAUGGCCAUGGAGGACCCCAACUUAGUGAAUGAAUAAUAUGGGAUUAAGCAUGUCAAUAAUGCCAACUGUUCCAUGUCAACAAGCAAAAUUGUAAAUCAAAAUGGUUAAUACAAGAAAUAGUUAUAAAAGAUAAAUAAUCCUAAUACCGAAGAAUUUAUUGAAUAUUAUGGAGAUUAGAAUUAAUCCAACCAAAAAAAGGCUUAGUGUAACAAUUGCUGUGCAGACAUAUGAAAUAUACUAAAAAAAGAAUACUCAUAGAAGAUUUAUUUAUAUAUAUUUGCAAUAAUAUUUAUUUUAAACCUA
This is a messenger RNA of Paramecium tetraurelia, 834 nucleotides long. RefSeq lists its product as uncharacterized. Lineage: Eukaryota; Ciliophora; Oligohymenophorea; Peniculida; Parameciidae. The transcript has 4 exons. The record is from RefSeq and is a predicted model, not a curated record. Gene Ontology annotation, cellular component: Golgi apparatus. Gene Ontology annotation, molecular function: GTPase activity; GTP binding.